Molecule: messenger RNA, 777 nt
Organism: Lodderomyces beijingensis
Lineage: Eukaryota; Fungi; Ascomycota; Pichiomycetes; Serinales; Debaryomycetaceae
Source: the annotation of a GenBank genome assembly
AUGCCCCGGUAUCCGCAGCAAUCUCAAACGCUAGCACGGGUGCUCAGGAGCCCCAUAUUGACCAACCCGACGAAAUGGCUCUACGACGUGCCGAGAAAGCACUCGCACGAGUUGAGUGAAGAACGCGAUAUUUUCUACAACCGCCAGCAUUUGCAUUCAAAUCCCUUUGCACAAGCGUUGAUUCGAACCCGACCCGACUCAGGAUGGAGUGUUGUACCUGAGGGAAUAUCCAUCCCGCUCGCCGCUAGUAAAGCGCACGCUGAAGCGAAGCAAGAGCAAAAGAAGAAGAAGAAGAAACAGCAAAUUUGUACAUUGUCGCCAGUGUUGCAAGAUGAUAAAGUUGAUUCAACUAGGAGUCCUCUAUUUCGAGGGAUCAUCAACAACAAGCGAGUUAUUGAGGAUGUGAAGGAGAAGAACAAAUUUAUUGCCCGGUUCAGACUGUUUCUAGUGUGGAAGAUGGGAAUCAGCCAGGACGCAAGACCUGAACUAGCGCCAGACAUGGCUGGCCUCAUCGAAACGCACUAUCGCUCAAAGAUCCAGGAGAUGCUCGAGCUUGUUGGCGAUGAGCUUGAGCCAAGGUUGUCAACGAGGCAGCGAGAUGGGAUUUUGUGCACUUCGGUGGGAGGUUUGAGUCAAUGGCGAGAUGACCAUUUGGAGGUGAACAAGUCAGCUUUCGGAUUGGAGAAUGACAAAUUUGUGGAGUUUGAGAAACACCCAGAGUUGGCUAAACUUCUUGUAGCGUAUGCUGGAUACCAUAGCAACAACCCCGGCUCUUAG